This is a messenger RNA of Brienomyrus brachyistius, 2770 nucleotides long. RefSeq names its product dopamine receptor D2a (gene drd2a). Lineage: Eukaryota; Metazoa; Chordata; Actinopteri; Osteoglossiformes; Mormyridae. The record is from RefSeq and is a predicted model, not a curated record. Gene Ontology annotation, molecular function: dopamine neurotransmitter receptor activity, coupled via Gi/Go; G protein-coupled receptor activity. Gene Ontology annotation, cellular component: presynaptic membrane; glutamatergic synapse. Gene Ontology annotation, biological process: adenylate cyclase-activating adrenergic receptor signaling pathway; adenylate cyclase-inhibiting dopamine receptor signaling pathway.
UCUCCACAGUAAGUGCGCGUCUGAGCUGAAGGUUACCCGAUGCGUAAAUGCGCACACCAUAUAUUGCAAUGUGCCGAGAAGGAGCAUCUGCACACUGCACCCGACCCACACCAUCUCUGGCCGCCUGCUGAGCUUACAUUUAAUUAAGAGGGACUAAUAUCUUUUUUCUUUAUUUUUCCUUUUUUCUUUUGCUACGCCUCGCUGUAGACUUGCCGCGAAGUUAAGAGAAAGGAUAUUAUUGCGAUCUGCUGGGGGUAAAAAAAAAAACCAAAUUGCAACAGACCUUGUUUUUAUUGUACACCUGACUCUUACUAAUAAGCAUCUGGUCCCAGCCCCCAGUCCUUAUUACCUGCAGAACUGAUGCGUCAAACGAAAUAUGGGAAACUCAUGUACAAGUAACUGAAGGCGCACUGUUACGAGUAGCCUUGGAUUUAAAAGGAGAAGGAAACUUGCUCCACGUUAUAGUUUGAGAAAAGCUUAUGGCUUGAAGGCCUCUCCCACACGUCCCCCAUGGAUUUCCUCCCCGAGUACAACGACAGCGACGCUAUCCAUGGCAACGGGACUGGGCUCGCCAACACGACGGGUCGCGCCCCCAGACAGCCGUACAAUUACUACGCCAUGCUGCUCACUCUGCUCAUCUGCGUGAUCGUCUUCGGCAACGUGCUGGUGUGCAUGGCGGUCUCCAGGGAGAAGGCCCUGCAGACCACCACCAACUACCUGAUCGUCAGCCUGGCCGUGGCCGACCUGCUGGUGGCCACGCUGGUCAUGCCCUGGGUGGUCUACCUGGAGGUGGUCGGUGAGUGGAGGUUCAGCAAGGUGCACUGCGACAUCUUCGUGACCAUGGACGUGAUGAUGUGCACAGCCAGCAUCCUGAACCUUUGCGCCAUCAGCAUCGACAGGUACACAGCUGUUGCCAUGCCGAUGCUGUACAACACGCGAUACAGCUCCAAGAGGCGGGUCACCAUCAUGAUCUCCGUGGUUUGGGUCCUAUCUUUUGCGAUAUCCUGCCCCCUACUGUUUGGCUUAAAUAACACAGCCACCCGCAGCGAUGCCCUAUGCGUGAUCGCCAACCCCGCCUUCGUGGUCUACUCCUCCAUCGUCUCCUUUUACGUGCCCUUUAUCAUCACCCUGCUGGUCUACGUGCAGAUCUACGUGGUGCUACGAAAACGGCGCAAGCGCGUUAACACCAAACGCAGCUGUCCGGCGAUGGACGCUCAGGAGAAAUGCACUCACCCUGAGGAUGUCAAACUUUGCACCACAGUUGUGAAGUCCAAUGGCAGUUUCCCCAUCAGCAAGAAGAAAGUGAUUUUCCUCCAGGAGGCGCUGCAGCAUGCAGAUGGCACCGAGCUGGAGAUGGCAGCCGAAGCUGGCAGCGUGGGGGAGAGGAGGCUGGGUCAGCCUGGGAGGCCCCUCCAGCUCGCCUCGAGCGCCGCCCCCGAAGCCUGCCAGAGCUCGCCCCCGCCCUCGUCUGGGGACAGUCCGCACGCGGUGGCCAGGAACGGGCACGCCAGCGACGACCGCGCCCCCCCCCGGGUCACCAAGGCUUUCGAGACGCUAGCCUUGACCAACGGGAAAACUCGCACCACCGUCAAGAGCCUGAGCAAGAGGAAGAUCUCCCAGCAGAAGGAGAAGAAAGCCACGCAGAUGCUGGCCAUCGUUCUGGGGGUGUUCAUAAUUUGCUGGCUGCCCUUCUUCAUAACGCAUAUCCUGAACACUCACUGCACCACCUGCAAGGUCCCGGCAGGAAUGUACAGCGCUUUCACAUGGCUGGGCUACGUGAACAGUGCUGUCAACCCCAUCAUAUACACCACCUUCAACGUGGAGUUCCGCAAGGCGUUCCUCAAGAUCCUGCGCUGCUAGGGCCAUGUUUGAGCAAGGGUCACAGGGCCCGGGAAGGGGAGAAAGACCUGCUCCUGCCAAGACCUGGGUCUGGCUCCAGACUGUGAAAUGAAGGACCUGUUCAUGGGGUCUCAGUAUUAACAAGGAUGUAAAUAGAGAGACAUCUUUGCAUCACCAUUUUAAUUGAUCGUCGUCUUUGACCAACGGAACCUCUCCACGUCACUGGUAGAACAAGGAGAAAUACAUUCAAGCCAGAUCAGGAGAUCUAUUUCUGGGGGCCCAAGGAUUUACUUGCUUUCUACUCGCUUUCUACUCGCUUUGACAGGACACUCAGAUGUGCAAAGAACAAUGAGAAUAAAAGAAAGGGGGGAGGGGUGUUAUUGAGGGUGUAAACUGAUGGGCUGUUUCCAGAAUCUCUUGUGUUUCCUGGAAAGCGGCUUCUGAACUCAUGAAUUCAGUAUUAAACGAAAUAACAUUUACAACUGCAAGACGAACAUCUAUGAGCUUUAAACACUCUGAAAAACAAACCAUGCUAACAAAUCAUUCGCCGCACGUGAAAUAUAAAGAAGCAGACCGUGUUGCCAUUUGGCACAAAUGUAUUAGACGACCCCCGAGGGUGUGUGACAUCUGCAUUUGCCGCGAAUACUGUCAUCUUUUAUAGACUGUUCGUGAUGUUAAACCCACUGGCCAAAACGUAAUGUAUAUAAGGAAAUGGAUCCAACGAUGAAACGUUUUAAAUGCAUGUCCUGUUUUCUCUCAAAUUCCUGUCUCACCUAUGUUUUGUUUACCAAAAAAGCACAAGGGUCACAGGGCACAUUAAAAGCUCAUGAGAGUGUUUUCGUCUUGUAUUUAUGUUCUUGUUUGAAAGACGGAAAUAAACUGGAAGUGGUGUGAAUGCUGAAUGUGAAUAAAAACGAUAAAUGUAUUAGGG